Messenger RNA from Hyalella azteca, 1380 nucleotides. RefSeq lists its product as uncharacterized. The coding region runs from base 194 to 760 and encodes 188 amino acids. NCBI's taxonomy places the organism in Eukaryota, Metazoa, Arthropoda, Malacostraca, Amphipoda, Hyalellidae. The transcript is spliced from 2 exons. The record is from RefSeq and is a predicted model, not a curated record.
GCGAGACCGCAUUUACGUCUCGAUUAUGAAAACUUUUACCUGAGUGAUCUAAUCAGUAAUUUUAUUAAAACUGUCUGCUGUGUUAAAUUUUAGUCAUCUUAUCUGGAAAUUUUUUUUAAGACCAGUUGUCUGCCAACGUGAAAGUUAUAUUUAAUAAAAGACGGGGCACAAUUCUGCGAAACAAACCUCACGAAUGGAACCUGCAACUUCCAACGGCCAGCCGUCCACCUCGGCAACGGAACGUCGUGUUCGAUUUUUUCAGGAUUAUAGUGUGUCCCCCACUCCUCUCUUCAACCGUGCGCUAGUUAAACAGAACAUGUUCAUGUUCAGUCCAAACGCCUCAACCAUCGAUCGAAUCACGGAAUUACGCCAAGAAGUGUUCGAGAAAGUUGAAGAAUAUUUUAAAAUGAUGCCCAUGGAUGAAGUUCACUUGGUGACGAAAGAAAUGUACUUUCAGUUCACUAAAUAUCACCGAAUUCUAUGUGAAGGCUUGAAUUUCACCGAAGAAGAUUUGACACGACUAACAGAUAGCGAAUUGGCGAUCGCGCUCGAUGGGAUGAAGAAAAUCGAGGAUAUUGAGAGAUUCAUCCAGUUUUGCCCUAUUAUGCAGGCACUGAGAUUGAGGCUCCAAGAACAGUGCAUUGACUACGUAGAAAUAGUGAAGGAACUCGGCGAGGCCUACAAACGUGUGCUUCUCAAGCUGGAAAUGCUUCAGAACUUCACCAGGAAACGAAGCUCUCAGCCCCAUGUAAUGCUUUAAGUACAGUUUAGUAUAGCUAUAUAGCUUGUGUUGUGACAGGUUGUGAUGAAGGGGACGCAUACACAAUUUUAGCUUGUGAGUCAAGAGGAAAAAAUAUCUUCAGGCCUAAUGAUUUUAAUAGAAAAUGAUUUCUUUUCACUGAUCGAAGUUCUAGUUUGACGUUCUUUUACCAUUGCACGAAAGAACGUGAUUUUACUCAUCUUUUAACAUUUAGCCAAAGACUGAGCCUUUGUAUCGAACCUCGCAUUAUUUUUUGUGAGUGAAAAGCGUCUACCAGUGCAAUUUUUGUCUUAUUUUCUGAAAUAAUUUUUAAUUAAAAGUCUCAGCAUAUUUCAAAAUUUAUAUUGACGUAGCUGCAGCGUGUUGAACGUAUAAAAACAUAAUGCCUUUUUACCUUGUAUCAAUUCACAUUUAUUACGUAAUGAUGAUACUGCGAUGAUUCUUCUAUUUAUAUAAGAGAUAUUACUGAGCUCAGAAAAUAAUUUUCUAUCCGAAAGCGUGUGAAAUCAUAAUGUGCCUUGCAAGGGUGAGUGAGAUUAAAGUUAAAAAUUUUAGACAAUGCGUUUUAGAAAAUUGAUCCAGAGUUUUUGCCAAUAAAUGGGAUAUUUUAUUCUCUGCUA